AUGCCCAAAGCAGAGACGAAAGCUUUUCUUGAUGAUGGACCGAAACAAUAUUUUAUGCUGAUAGACAAAUCAGCCUUAACUGUAAAUGAAAAUGUUGAAAAUAAACCUGCAUUUUGCAGUCUUCGACAUCCACUCACAGAAAAGAAAUGCAUUUUUCUAUUCACCCAUUCCAACACAAAUGUCUUUGAGGUUCACAACUUCAAGGAAGAAUUCCGAUCAUGGAUGAUUAAUGAUUCUGUUGUCCAAGAUGGCUCUUUCCUGAUAACCACGCCUAUGGAUCCCUUAUUCCUUGUGUUGCCUUAUCUCCAAAGUGCUGAGAAAAAGACUGGCAAGUAUAUGACCCUUGAUCACAUUGUAGAAGAUGAAGAAUUUCCAGAAAGCCGGCGCUUGCAUGACAGUCUUAGAGUCAAAGACCUUUCUCAUGUUGCAGAUGUCAAAGAUAGCAAUGAUUUCCAAGCAUAUCGUUAUUCUGAAGAGAAAACUUUACAAUGGCUUCAAUUGAAAUUGAAUAGAGUUGCAGAGGUUUUAUGCAAUAACAACAUCCAAGUAUCUGAAGGAAUUGCCUGUUCUAAAAAUUUUGUAAAAUCCAAGAAAGAAGGUUCUAAUGCCAAUCAAAAGGAAUACCUGAUGUUUGCUCAUGGUUUGCUUAGUGACUACAUCAGUGCAGAUCUCAGUGAAAAACUGAGGGAAAGUGUUGGUUUGGAAAAACCUGAUGACUCAAAAAUUAAAUCCUCUGGAUCUGAACCUCCCAAAAAGAAAAUAAAAAUUGAACCAUCAUCUAGCCCUACAGAAGAUUACAGCCAAAAGCAGAAGCCAGUUGAAUCUACAAAAGUUCGUAAACUAAGUGCUGCCCAAAAGAAACUGGACCAGGUUGACAAAUCAGGGAUGAAAAGCAUAUCCAGUUUCUUUUCACCCAAAUCCAAAUCCUGA
Messenger RNA from Acanthosepion pharaonis, 930 nucleotides. Lineage: Eukaryota; Metazoa; Mollusca; Cephalopoda; Sepiida; Sepiidae. The record is from the annotation of a GenBank genome assembly.